UUAGAAUAAAAAUGUCAUCUGUUGUAUUGGAGCACAAAUAAUCUCAUAAAGCAAAUAAAUAGCUCAUAACUACAUAAUUAGCGUGUCAUGGCGGCUUUGUUUUCAUGUCGUUUUGGCUGUUGUUGGGACACUAACAGCGGCCACGUAUCACUGAAGGAAAUGCCCACGGUUCAGCUCGACACUCAUCACAUGGGUACCGAUGUCGUCAUUGUAAAGAGUGGAAGACGCAUAUGUGGAACUGGUGGCUGCACAGCAAAUGCACCUCUACAUCAAAACAAGAGCUACUUUGAAUUUAAGAUUCAGUCCACUGGUGUCUGGGGAAUUGGAGUUGCGACUCAGAAAGCAAAUCUAAACCAGAUCCCUUUGGGCAGAGACGUGCACAGCCUUGUACUCAGGCAAGAUGGCACUGUUUACCACAAUAAUGAAGAAAAGAACAGAUUACCUGCUAACAGUUUACCACAGGAAGGAGACGUUGUGGGUGUUACGUAUGACCAUGUGGAACUGAAUUUGUACCUGAAUGGAAAGAAUAUGAACUGCCCUGCAUCAGGCAUUAGAGGAACUGUAUAUCCUGUAGUUUAUGUGGACGAUAGUGCAAUUCUGGAUUGUCAGUUCAGUGAUUUCUACCAUUCUCCUCCACAAGGUUUCCAGAAAAUACUUUUUGAGCAGCAGAUCUUUUAAAAUUCAUGAUGUGGUGUAUAUACUCUAAAGAUGUAUACCCCAUGGCUGGGAUUGGAAGUGCAUUGACUGACAUCUAUCUAUUGUGUGGCUUAGCCAAUUGAAAGGACUGACGUGAAAUUGGUGCAAUUGUUGCUGGCCACUACCAGUACUCAUUAAAAUAUGUCAUGUAGUUUUCCAGGUCUGUGCACUUUGAUCAUAAUGUCAUAUAAUACAUCAGUUAUUUGUUCUCGAACACUACAUUUUUAAUAGUGCUCUAUUGUGAAAAAAUAUUGAUUUAGUCUUUUGGCUGGUUUGAAUUCUAACAAAAACGGGUAAUAACUAGGUAACACAUUUACAGCUGACAAUCAUGACUUUGUAGCAUCUUGACUAGAGGUCGACCGAUAUUGUUUUUUUCAGGCCGAUGCCGAUCUUUUGAAAUCCGGGUCGGCCGAUGGCCGAUUAAUGCUGCCGAUUUAUUUUGGCCGAUAUUUGGCCGAUAUGUGCUUGUUUUUAACCUCUUAUUUGAACCUUUUAUUUGUAAGAUAAAAUGUAACACAAAUAAUUACUUAAGAUAGACAACAUUUCUCAACAAAUACAUUUAUUGAACACUUGACCAAUCUGCACUUGUACACUUAAAUUAAAAAUGUAUAAUGUAAAAACAUAUUGUAUAAAUAAUGUAUAACAAAUAUAUUAAAUAAACGAAGCAGGUGUUACGAACUGCUCCGAGACACGAAGGUUGAGAUCCAAAUGCAGCUUUAAUUAAGGGGCAAUCCAGACACGUAAUCCAAUAUUCAGAGCAUCCAAGAGAAGCACAGGCAUAACUAGGGAUGGGUAUCGUUAAGGUUUUAAUGGUAUUACUAUCUUACCGAUACUGCUUAUCGAUCCGGUACUUUAACGGUAUUCUUAACGGUUCUUUUUAAGAUAAUCGUUAUAUAGGCACAGUGAUUUAAUUUCAGGAAGGUCUACUAACAUUAACUGUUCAGGUGUGGUCUAAAAAGAAAUCUAAUAAUCUAGUAAUCAAUUGUAAAAUAACACUGCAUAGUUUAUCAUAGAUAGAUUAAUGCUUAUUAAUGCACAAGUUAUUCAUUCAAGAGCUGUAAGUGAUUUUCUCUUUGCCUUUUGUUGUUUGAUUCGCAGUAAUGACUCAAUCGUCACAUGUUUAAUAGACAGCUUCCCCUUUAAGAAGGAGUUCAGAUCUAAUAGGCUCCUGAUGCAGCAUAUUUUCUCCCAACUAUUUCCAUAAGUACGUCCAUUUAAGACAUAAACUGUGUUUAAGUGAAUCUCCAAGUCGGUCGUUUAGACAUAUUUUUGUGUAUAUUUGAUCGUUUAGACGCAUGAAACCCAAAGUAGCCUAUUUGCUUGUCUUGUUGCGGUGUGUUUCGGAGUGCGCGCCGCCUUGGGACCGGUAUCUCUUGCGCUAUUUUAUUAUUAAACGCGUCCCGCAAUUUAGUAACAGUAGCUAGACUGUAUUUUACAACGAUCACCGAUCGUGCUGAUUCUGACGUUAAGUUUGAGUUUUAGGGAGAAAUGUCAGUGCACCGCUGUGAAGGGAAGGAAGUUGUGCUAGACAGAAUGCGGCUUAUGUAUAAAUAUUCUUUUUAUAAUCUUUGGAAGGCGAAAUAUAAAAUAAAAUCAGACUAAUAUCACAGAUCUAAACCAGGCUACGUUUGAAUGUUUAGUUCUGUCACUCAUUUAGCUGGGCUCGUGUUGUGCUCGCUGUGCACGAGAUCUCUCUCUCUCUAUCUCUCUCUCUCUCUCUCUGACUGUGAAUAGCUAAAUUGCAUCACAGACAAAUGGUUUCAUAGAAUUAUUAUAGCCUACAUAGAAAUGGCUGGCGAGAUAAAAUAACUUUCUCUUUAUAGCAAUAAAGAAUGUAUUUUCUUAAUUUCUCCAGUACCGACAGCAGAACCAAUAACGUCCGAGCUUACCAAAGCCAGUCCUUCAAUAGCCAAUAGCGCUUGGUAUCUUUUUUUAUUACUUAUUUAUCUGCAUUGAGUGACAACCCUCUCAAAUAUAAGACACACAAACAGAACAAAUAAAAGUCUCAGAUUCACUGUCUGUAAUUGCAAAAUUCUUGCUUACUUAUUGUGAUAUGAUAGCAACCCUUCUGCUGUGAUAAUGCAACUUCAACUACAAUAUCAAUAUCAAAAGUAGCCGAACGUCAUGUCGCGUUUUUUCUCGAAGUUGGCAGUAACAUAUCAAAAGUUUUUAAUUAAAUAUAAAUAAUUUAUACAAAUGUAAUCCUUACUGUUUUCUCCAAGGAAUUUAGCUCCUUCCUUAGGCACUGGAUGAGGUCUGCUCACUCUGCUGGAAAAUUACUCUAGGGGCAGUGUGCGUCGAACACGUGUUCCACAACAACACUACACUCUUAGAAGAAAAGGUUCUAUAUAGAACCUUAAAAGGUUCUAUCAGGCGCUACGUAUUUGGAACCCCUAAAAGGUUCUAUAAAGAACCCUUUUUAAGGGUUCAUUCAAAAGAACCCUUUAGGGUUCUUUGUAACCAGGAAAAAGGUUCUAUAUGGAACCUUUUAGGGGUUCAUUCAUUAUCAUUUGUUUUGUCCUUUCCGGAUUAAAUAUUUCAUAUUAUUGA
This is a messenger RNA of Xyrauchen texanus (razorback sucker), 3246 nucleotides long. Its product is annotated as SPRY domain-containing protein 7-like. Bases 88 to 678 code for a protein of 196 amino acids. Lineage: Eukaryota; Metazoa; Chordata; Actinopteri; Cypriniformes; Catostomidae. The transcript has 5 exons. Gene Ontology annotation, molecular function: protein binding. The record is from RefSeq and is a predicted model, not a curated record.